GGGCGAGCGGCCUCGUGAACUGCGCUCCUCCUGCAGCGUCGUCGGGUCUCCGCAACGUGGUGGAGUCGCUUCCCCAGGAGCUCAGCGGCUCCAAGGAGGCUGCGGACACUCGCCCGAGCUUUGCCAGAGGUGCCAGCCAGGGCCUCGCAAACCUGGCCGUCAGGGAAGAUGGUUCCCGCCCCACGGCAGUGCCUCACGCACUGGAGCUGCUAGCCGAGGUGCCGGCCUUCGACCCCAGUAGCGAUGGACACAAGCGGAAGCUGGCACAGGCGCUGGAGAGCCUGAGGAAGGCUUCCGCGGAGGACCUGCAGGGAGCCCUCGGGCGCCAAGCCUUGGCGGAGUGUGCACCGAAGGUCGAGGCGGUCUUCGAAGAGGCCCUCCGCCUCGGCAGCGAGAAGGAUGCCAACGCCGCGCUCUGGCUGGCCGGACGUCUCCCCGAACCGGAGGAUGAGGUCACCCUGCAGCUGUCCCUCCGAAGAAGGUGGGACCACCAUUGCCUGCAGGAGGCCCUGCUGAAGGCGCAGAGGCUCCUGGAGCCCGCCGGGGCGGCGGCCGGGGAGCUGGAGGAGCACAGGGAGUUCAUGGAGGCUCUGGACCUCGCCGAGCCCCUGCGCCGCAGAGAGCAAGAAGCCACGGGCGGUUUGCGGUUCCACGCUCCCCGCGCCCAGCGCUCCGCGGCCGCGGAGAUCGAGGCCCUGCUGGGAGCGCUGGGCCCCGCGCUCCGCGCCACGGCGGAGAAGAAGCUGGCGACGGGAGACGUGCGGAAGGUCGAAGCCCUCCUUGCGACCGUGGGCAGCGCCCGACUGGGAAGCUUGCAGCUCGCAGAGGUUCAGCAGGAAGUGCAGCGGCUCCGUGCCAUGGAGCUCCUGGAG
This is a messenger RNA of Symbiodinium necroappetens, 872 nucleotides long. The record is from the annotation of a GenBank genome assembly. Lineage: Eukaryota; Dinophyceae; Suessiales; Symbiodiniaceae.